CUUCACCUUAUCAGCUAUCAGUACAUUCAGUUUAUAUCAAGCUUUUUCAAUAUUCUUCCUAUUUUAGAUAAAUUUUAGUAUACUUUUAAAGGAUAUUACACUAAUAGAAACUUUUAAAGGAUAUUACACUAAUAGAGAUGUGUAUACAGGUUUAAAUAUUUUGGAUACAAUAGAAUACUAUUUAACUUUAAAUGUAAAUUAGUGCCUUUACUGUUAUAUUGAUAAUAAUAAUUUACUUCCUCUUUCGAUUCGCUGUUCAGGAAUAUGGGAAAGCCAGGGAAAAGGUCAAAGAAAGGACCGGAAGCACGAAUAAGCUUGGGGUCGCUACUACUGAACUACACGAAAAAAGUAGCGUCGGUGGCAAUUAAGAUCAAAAACUGGAUCUUAAGCAAUAUGUUUCGAUUAACAUUGUUUAUAUAUAGGGGAACAUUCGGAAGAUAUGCAGAAGUGAAAGGGUUGAAGAACAAAAUCAAAGAGUUGAAAGAAUGCGCAGUUUCUGAGAGGAAAACAAGGAAAGAAGAGAUAACACAUUUAGAGUCGAGUUUUAGUUUAGUUGAAGCUGAAAAUAUGGCACUGAAAGAACGUGUACAGGAAUUAAUAGCAGAGAAAAAGAUCUUAGAAGAAGAUAAACGAGAUGCGCUCAGAAGAUUAAGUGAACAGGUGUCUGUAAAAUUGCGCGACAAUAAUCCGAACAUAGCAGAUCUAAAUGAUCAAUUUCGUCCGACGAAACUGGCAGAGAUGUUUAGUGAAUUGUAUGACAACGAAUGGACUAGCGCUUAUGCUUUACUCGAAGGACCAUUAGAAGAAGAGCUUGCCAUCGUUGUUCUCCUUGGCAUCGUCAUGGAAGCCUAUGUAUUUUGCGAAGCAAGAGUAGCCGAACCAUGGACCGUAACAACCGAAUGGUUUCUAGAUAUGAGUGUUCCCGGUGCCCAACAAACAAGGAAGUGGCUAAAGGACAGUCUUAAAGCUACCAUCCGUACAAAAGUUCAUGCUGUAGAAAAUGAAUAUGAACUUAAAAUAAUGGCGAUAUGUAAGAACGACAAACUAGCAGAGCUAUUGUUGCGGAAGGAAAUGAAACUGUUUAGGACCAAAUGCAUUGAGCUUUGCUUGCUGAUGGUAACAACUGAUCCGCCUGUUGUUCUUGAAUGUCCUCAAUGGACGUCUAUAACUCAGCCAAAUACCAGCGAGUCUACUAAAGAUGUACCAAACAAGUCAGUAUGUGGCAAAUCUGGAGAAGGAAAGGAAGAUACCAUGCGACCACGUGAAAUUACAUUGACAAAAACUCAUGACGAAUUAACUGACAUUGUUGAAAAUGCAUCUUCUGAGGCUAGAGAAAAGUUAUUAUUCGAUAAAGACCUGUUUAAGGAAUAUACCUGUCGAGGUAAAUAUCUUGAUUACGUAGUCUGGCCAGCCUUGUUCUUGCAUAAGGAUGGGGCGCUGCUUAGCAAAGGUAUUGCACAGGGCACAGAACAGUACCAGGAGGAAGAAAAAGAAGGAUGGACAUGGCUGACAGUAGGACAAACGAAAUAAAUUCGGCUUUAAUUCAGGUCUAGUUCCAUGUUAUUACCAUGUACUUGUGUAGGAUAAUAUGUCUCAAACUGCAAGUUAUUUUCAAUAGCCAGUUCACAACCUUGAAUAAAGAAAAUAAAAAAGAG
Molecule: messenger RNA, 1655 nt
Organism: Mercenaria mercenaria
Lineage: Eukaryota; Metazoa; Mollusca; Bivalvia; Venerida; Veneridae
Exons: 7
Coding region: 265-1530 (421 amino acids)
Source: RefSeq, a predicted model, not a curated record